Molecule: messenger RNA, 5363 nt
Organism: Onychomys torridus (southern grasshopper mouse)
Lineage: Eukaryota; Metazoa; Chordata; Mammalia; Rodentia; Cricetidae
Gene: Arhgef37
Product: Rho guanine nucleotide exchange factor 37
Exons: 13
Coding region: 477-2507 (676 amino acids)
Cellular component (GO): cytoplasm
Molecular function (GO): guanyl-nucleotide exchange factor activity; protein binding
Source: RefSeq, a predicted model, not a curated record
CUUGACAUUUAAGUCCUCUCCCCAAGUUGCUUUUGAUGCUGGUGUUAAUCGCAGCCGUAGCAUGCAGCAUGCAAACUAAGACACGGCCCUCAAGCUCAGUGAUUUGGGUCGCAGCACAGAGACCCUUUCCCAGGAGGAGCAGGCUCGUCCUCCCUGUGUGUGUGUGUGUGUGUGUGUGUGUGUGUGUGUGUGUGCGCGCGCCCGCGCGCGCCCGCGAUCCGGCAGGUGAGUAGGCAGGUACGCCGCUGCCCCGCCCUCAACCGGCAGAGGCGAGGCCGGGGCACGCCCUCGGCUGCUGGGUGACUUAGGGGACGCGCGCGGCAAACAACCUGGCCUCAGAGUGGCAACUGACAAAGGCGGGGGCGCGCCCUGCGCGUGCACGGCAGGCAGCAGAGCCUCCCAGGGCCGUGCAGCCGGAGCCCGGCGGGCGCCGAGUGACACCGGAGGGCAACCGGCGCGUGCGCGAACCUGUGAACAUGGCUGACUCUGAAGCAGAGGAGCCCUCCUGCAGGUCAGAGAGCCCUGAGGUGGAGGGCAGGAGCGCUGAGGACAGGUCACUGCUCCAUCAGAGGCUGGCCAUCAGAGAGCUCAUUGACACAGAGUUCUCCUACUUGCACAUGCUCCGACUCUGUGCCUCUGACAUCAGGAGCCACCUACAGCAGCUGCCACCAGGAGAUCUGGAUGUCCUGUUCUCAAACAUUGAUGACAUCAUCCAAGUGAGCAGCAGAUUCCUUCAGGGACUGCAGGAGACGGCCUGCAAGGAAGAGGAACAGGCAUACCUGAUCGGUAACUUGUUCCUGGAAUUCCAAGAGGAGUUUGAACAAGUCUACAAAGUCUACUGUGCCAACUACGACCAGGCCCUGCUGCUGGUCAAGGCGUACCGGGAGGAGCCGGAAUUGCAGAAGAUGAUCCAGAGCAUCAUUGAAGCAGCAGUGCCUCAAGCUGGACCUUCAGGUCUCAGUUUCUUACUUGUAAUUCCUCUGCAGAGGAUUACCAAGUACCCCCUCCUGCUGCAGAAAAUCCUGGAGAACACACCUAUGGAUGCCAGUGCCCACCCUGUCCUUCAGAGAGCUACUUCUGCCCUCCAGGAUGUGAACAGCAAUAUCAACGAAUACAAGAUGCGCAAGGAAGUGGCUUUAAAGUACACCAAGGUGGAGCAGCUGAGCCUCCGGGAGCGGCUGGCCCGCAUCAACACACACACUCUUUCCAAGAAGACCACCAGACUGAGCCAGCUGCUGAAGCAGGAGGCGGGGCUGGUACCCAGGACAGAGGACAAGGAAUUUGAUGACUUAGAGGAGAGAUUCCAGUGGGUGUCUCUGUGUGUGACGGAGCUGAAGAGCAAUGUGACUGCCUACAUGGAUAAUCUGGAGGCUUUUCUCAGCUUCCGGCCACACGAAAGGAGUCUGGACAUCCCCGGAGGACCUGCAGAGCAAUACUGCAGCCUAGCAAGGGACCUUCAGCUGGGGGCAUUCCUGCACUUUAAGCAGCGACUGAAAGGCUUGGUAUGGCAACCACUGUGCAGCCUGGCCAGAGCCCUGGCUGGCCCUCAGAACUUGAUCAAGAAGCGUCUGGACAAAGUCUUGGACUUUGAGCGAGUGGAAGAGAAACUGUUGGAUGUAGGCAGUGUGACCUACGAGGAGCAGGCGGCCCGGCACACGUACCAGGCACUCAACUCCUUGCUAGUGGCCGAGCUCCCACGGUUUAACCAACUAGUCAUGCAAUGGCUGAGCCACAUCCUGUGCACGCUGGUGGUCCUCCAGAAGGACCUGGCCGAUCAGGUGCUACGAAGGGCAGAGAGCAGCAUGGUCCAGCUGCCUCACCACCAUGUCUCAGAGCCGGACUUCCAGAAGCUGCUGGAGGGCACACUAGGCCAGACCAGCAGCCAGCUCCGCCUCUUUCAAGAGAACUUUGAGAAGGUGCUACCACCUCCCACCACUCAGCCGCUCCUCCCAGGCUCUGAACACCAGCUUCAGGCUCUCCUGACCAGAUACAGCCCCGGGAAGCUAUACCAAGUGACGGGCAACAUCAAUGGGGCUGCGACUCUGGACCUGACACUGCCACGGGGCCACAUCGUGGCCCUUCUACAAAACAAGGACACCAAAGGCAACCACAGUCGCUGGCUGGUGGACUCAGGGGGUCAUCGGGGGUACGUACCAGCAGGAAAACUUCAGCCAUACCACCACAUCAUUCCCAGCGAGAAGGAGCCCAGGGGCCAGACAGACAUACAGGAAGACUACUGGCAUCCAACUACAGAGCCCACCCAACCCUCUGUCCCCACUGUCCCAGCCACAACCCAGGUGGUGGCAGCAUACCCUUUUGUGGCCAGAAGCACCCAUGAACUGAGCCUACAGGCAGGCCAGCCUGUAACCAUCCUAGAAGCCCAGGACAAGAAGGGGAACCCAGAAUGGAGCCUGGUGGAAGCCAAUGGACAGAGGGGAUAUGUGCCUUCCAAUUUUCUGGCCAGGACCCCGAGCCCAACUCCCUGGGGCUGGAGUCUGCCCUCCUAGCAUGCCCUAAAGAGAGCCCCCCAUUCCCGACAAAAGGGAGAGGCGUCAAGGCUGGGUGACCUAGCGGGCAUGACUCGAAGCACGGUGGGAAUGGGAGAGGUGUGAAGGGCAUUCAGAAGGCAGCUGGAAGUGGUGACUGGGCCUUACAGAAUGUCUGGUGUGGGUGGCCACAGUGGGUGGUGCCAGCAUUGUCUUGUCUACACAAGGAAGCCAUCUAUCUCAAUGCCACAGCUGAUCAGUUAGGGCUUGCCACAGCUCAAAGCUGGUCCCACCUGUGCCUCUUGCCUCUUUCCUGUCUCGGAUGAAUGUUGCCUGUGUGUCAGGUCGUUGCAGGUCAGGGCACCCCUGAAGAAGAGCUGCCUGGCUUGGUAGCACGCUUCCCGCAGCACUGCCAAGAGCUACCAUUGCUCCCUAGCCAAUCUUUCUUGGUACCAUGACUUAGCUACUGCAGACAGUGAGCUGUGGAGAAUCCUGCUCAAUGGGAAGCCCUGGGCCCAGGCGAUCUCUGCUGGCUCUGGGAAUGGGUAUGACCUAUGCACAGCUCUGGAAUGUGUGUACAAACCCAGAGGUGGCUCCAGGGAAGAGGGGAAUUUGAGGGUGGAUUAGCAGGCUGUGGGAGGUGAUGGUGUAUUCUGCCGCUGUUUCCUUGGGACCAGGAGGAAAAGGGACUUGGCAGUCAGUCAUGGAGGAAGCACUGUGAGAUAGGUGACUACUCACCUGUUGGGUUGGGUAGGUAAGGAAUGGAUUGCUUUUCCAGUUCUGGGUUGAAGAGCCAGGGGAGCCCAGGUGGCCUAGGUUUGCCUCUGAGGGUCUGGAGGCCUCAGAGAGCUGAGGUUAGUGGAUGUGGGGCCUUAGACAUAGGAUGUAACUGCAGUUUUCCACCUAGAAAGAACUAAGUCACAGGAUACAGUGAGGAUGACAUGAGGCUGAGGAUGCGGAGGCCCCUUGUCAACCAAGAAGUGUGACACCAAUACCAAUGUGGUUAGCAGUGUCAGGAUGGCCCAGCCGUUGGCUGGCCUGGUUCAGCAGAGUGGAGCAGUCAUGCUGCCCCCUCUCAUGUCUGUGCCAACAGAGCCCUUUCUCUUAACCCCAGGCUCUGCCUCAGGGCCUAGUCAGCAUGAAUGAACAUUUUGAGACGUGCCCUGUGAGGGGAUUUUGUUUCUGUGAACAUCAUGGAGUGUGCAAGCUAACAAGCUUAUGACAUCACUAGGUGAUGUGAUCUCAGGGGACCAUGACAAACACACAGCCAUUGUCUGUGUCUGUAGCUGGCUGUUGCCUGGCACACGACAGGACUGCAGUCUAGGUAGCUCUUUGAGUCCCAAUGCCUAGUACUUGGUGAGCAAGGCAUUUCUCAAAUCUGGAAACAGAAGCCCCUCCAAAGGAAAUUUUGUUCCAGGAUGGCCGACCCACUGGGGCCGUGCUGGGUGUGGUCACCCCUGGGCAAUGUCCCUAGGUUGUUGCUUUAGGCCAAGAGUCAUUGAAAGAUCCAGAGACAGAGAGAGAGAGAGAGAGAGAGAGAGAGAGAGAGAGAGAGAGAGAGAGAGAAAGAUCCACUGUGACCUUUGUACAGCUGACAAAUUUGGAAUCGGCCCUCUUGAGACGGUGUAAAACAAGUGGUUAUUUCAGAGUUUUCAAGACUACAUUCGUUUUACAGCUCACGUGCCUGUUAGCACUGGCUUCUGCAGGGCUCUCGAGAAAGACAUCCUUGUCUGUGUCAGACGGUCUGUAAUGUGCCUCCCCUGGGCUUGUUAAAGCACGAAGACGCGGUAGGAGGCAAGAUCAAGACUCCCCAGUCCCGUUCCCAAUCUCAGGUCCACGCAAGGACGCUCAGUUCACUUUUCCUUUCCAUUUCCAUCUCAGCCUCCUGAUGAAAAUAGGAAGCACAGACAAACAGAUGACAAAGCAGGAACUGUCCUUGCAGCUGCCGCACGUUUUUCCUGACGGCUCAUUGUGCACUGAGCCUCUCGCUUGGGGUUCUCAGCAUGGCUGCUCACUGCAAUUACCUAGGAAGCUCUAAAGUGCGGCAAACCGGGAGCCUGCCCAGAGGAAGCUGACGUCUUUGACCUGGGCAUGGCUGUGGCCUUGGGCUUCAGGAAGGUAACCAGGUGAACGUCACAUGCAGCCACCUUAAGGACCUCUGCCCUAGACACGCAGAGGUAAAUAGCGAGGCCUGGGGGCAGAGGUAGGAAAGGUCUGACAGGUUGUGCUCCUGCUGAGCUUUGUGCUGGCUGUCUAAACAGGAAGCUUUAGAGGCCGUUUGAAAUAGGACAGCCUGUUCUGUCAGGUCCCAGAAUAUGUAUUUAUUAAGUGCCAUUAAAAGGGACCUGAACGAAAUUGGAUGUUCUUGUAGGCAUAAGGGAGAAAAAUGAAAUACACUUAGAACCAAGGCUAUCUCAUGAAGGGGAAAUAAAAAUGGAUUCAGGAAAUGUGGGUUAUGGUUUCUCAGACCAGGGGUGAGAUUAAAAGUCACUGGAGAGUGAGAGAAGGCACACUGAGAAGAUGGAGCCUGGCCUGGAUUUUCUCCAGGGGACUCUGUGUAAUGUGCCUUUUUACCCCCAAUGCCUAGAGUCAUUGCGCUGUGUCUUAUUUAUUUCACUCUUGGGCUGUCACGUGCAGACUCACCAAGAUAGUUGCCUAAGAAUGGAACAAAACUCCCAGGAGUUGAAGGAUAGUUCACAUGGUAUCCUUGCUUCUCCAAGUGAAAUCAGAACUCUAAUUUAACCCUUGGAGCACCAGCGUAGUUUAGGACACAAGGAGAAGAUUGUUUUAUCCAAGGGGAGAUGAAUGAAUUCUUGAUGAAUGUGAUGAGCAUGAUGUGAACUGCCAGCAAUAAAGGACUUUCUGUGACUCCUGCCA